Molecule: messenger RNA, 1338 nt
Organism: Talaromyces amestolkiae
Lineage: Eukaryota; Fungi; Ascomycota; Eurotiomycetes; Eurotiales; Trichocomaceae
Exons: 2
Coding region: 1-1338 (445 amino acids)
Biological process (GO): L-phenylalanine catabolic process
Cellular component (GO): cytoplasm
Molecular function (GO): homogentisate 1,2-dioxygenase activity
Source: RefSeq, a predicted model, not a curated record
AUGCCCGUCACAACUUUUGCAUCACCUGACAGGUACAUUUACCAGAAUGGCUUCCAAUCCUAUCACGAAACCGAGGCCAUCAAGGGCGCUCUUCCCAUAGGCGCAAAUUCGCCGCAAAAGCCCCCAUAUGGAUUAUAUACCGAGAAAUUAUCCGGAACUGCAUUUACAGCUCCAAGAUGCGAGAACUUGCAGACUUGGCUUUAUCGAAUCAUUCCAGCAGCAGCUCAUUCAAACUUUGUUCCACGUCAAUUGGACUCCGCUGAGGAGGGCCCCGUCAAGUUUCACCAGAUCCCCAAUCAGCUGCGAUGGGAUCCCUUUGAUAUCGAUGAGUCGGUUGAUUGGCCGAGCUCGCUGAGACUCGUAGCAGGCGCAGGCUCUCCAGAACUUAAACAUGGACUUGGUAUAUACAUAUUCUCUGCCGGUAAAGACAUGGGCAAGAAUGAUGCAUUCUACUCGUCGGAUGGCGACUUUCUGAUUGUCCCUCAACAUGGCGAGCUGGAUAUACAGACUGAAUUGGGUUAUAUACAUGCUAGACCCAACGAGAUUGUGGUUAUUCCCCGUGGCAUUCGUUAUCGCGUCACUUUAAUGGCUGGKCCAGUUCGCGGAUACAUUCUUGAACUCUACAAGGGACACUUUCAGUUACCUGAAUUGGGACCAAUUGGCUCCAAUGGCCUUGCAAAUGCGCGUGACUUUCAGGCACCAGUUGCUGCGUACGACAAUGAUACGACCAGCGAGUGGACUAUUGUGACAAAGUUUGGAGGCCAACUGUUUGAAGCCAAACAAAAGCACACACCUUUCGACGUUGUUGCAUGGCAUGGACUCUACUACCCUUACAAGUACGACCUAGGCCGUUUCAACGUGAUUGGAAGUACUUCAUACGAUCACCCGGAUCCUUCAAUUUAUACAGUUCUUACGGGCCCCUCGGACCAUGUUGGAACCGCUGUUGCUGACUUUGUCAUCUUCGCACCCCGUUGGCUUGUCCAGGAGGACACUUUCCGCCCUCCGUGGUAUCACCGCAAUAACAUGUCUGAAUUCAUGGGCUUGAUUCAAGGUGAAUACGACGCUAAAACCGGUGGUGGGUUUAAGCCAGCGGGUGCUUCACUUCAUAAUAUCAUGAGUGCUCAUGGACCAGAUGCGGAAACUCACGAAAGAGCCAGCAACGCGGAUCUCAAGUCUCAGAAAGUGGGCACUGGUAGCAUUGCAUUUAUGUUUGAGAGCUGCUAUAUGCUUGGUGUCACGGACUGGGGGCUUGAGACAUGCCAGAAAGUGCAGAAAGAGUACAACAAGCACAGUUGGGAGACUCUCAAGUCAAAUUUUGCUCCCCCUACAGAAGUCUAG